GUCUGGGGACCCGCUGUGAUUGGACGUUACAGGGAGGGGGCGGAGCCUCAGGGCUGAAUAAUUAGAAUUGAGCGUCGUUUCCUCUUCCCCCCCCCCCACCAGGCAGCGGAGACGCCUCAUCCUCGUUUAACACCGUCAGGCUUAAGGCUCCUCCUGAGCCCCGCCAUAGGCCACCAAGUUAGGGCGGACCCUUAAGAUGCCCUGUGCCCACGCCAGCCUGUAAACCCUCCUAGUGUAAUCUCUGACCCCUGGUGUUUCUAGGCCAUAGCUGGGGCCAGCCCCGCGUGUGGCCGUGGGGACUGUCAUGGAGCUGGGCAGCUGCUUUAAGACCUACGAGGACUUCAAGGAGUGCUUCAGCGCCUACAAAAAGGAGAACAGGUGCUCCUUCGUUCUCAGGGACUGCGUCUCCGUCCGCUUCCACAACCUCAACAACGGCACCUCCAUCCGUGAGGACAUCCUAUAUGUGCGGGUGAAAUUUGUCUGUAUUCGGACCCAGUCAAACAGGAAGAAAACACGGGCGGCGAACACGUGCCCAGCAUAUUUGCUCCUACAGUACAGCGAGAGACUAGAUAGACUGUUUAUCAGUGAACUGAACACCCAGCACACCCACGUCGACUCCAGAACCACUGGCCCAGGAGGAGACAGCACUGGCAGAGCUCAGAAGACAACGUGCCUGCAGAAAUUCCAGCCCAUGCCCACAGUCCAAAAGGACCUUGGUACCGUCACAAAGUCCCUGGUUGAACCAUCAUUUUGCCUAAAUAAGGUGCAUGUGCCCUCAGAGCCAGAGCAAGAGGGACUCACCCCUUCUGACCUGGCUAAGAUAGCGAAAGUGAUGAAGAACUUUCUUAAGGUAGAUGAGGGUUCCAUGGCCUCCUUCAGUGUGGGCAACAGCCAAGAUCUAGACCGGCUCAGCUUCCAGAGCAGCAAGAUGAGCGACCUGUUCAUCCGCUUCCCAGAGAACCUCUUGCUGCACCGGGUGGAGAACACACAGGGCCACAUCCUUUACGCUUUCUUGGUGGAGAACAAGGAACGAGAGGGUCGAGUGGUGCACUUUGCUGUGCUCAGGGCCGAGACGGCCACCUCUGUGGCCAAGAUGCUGAGCAUCUUCACAGAGUUCAACUCCGACUGGCCCAAGGUCAAGGUGGUCUUUGUGGACCCUUUGUUCCCUCACCGGACUGUCCUACAAGAGAUCUUCCCUGCUGCCCGCAUCCUCCUGUCCAUCUACCACACCACCCGGCUUUUGGAGAAGAAGUUGCAUCGUAGUUCGGCAACUCCGUCCUUUAAAAGGCUCAUGAAAGAAGCCCUGCGGGAGGCUGUGUUUGUCACUUCCGAUGCCAGCCUGAAAAAUCUCUGUCAUAUGUCCCAGGCGCUGCUCGAGGAUGAUCUUUUCAGCUUCCUGCAAGCCCACUGGUUCUCCUGUGAACUGCUCUGGUACAUGCACGUCAGGAAGGGCCUGCACGCAUGCAGCACCUACAUGGACAGCCUGGACAUCGUCACCAGCAAGGUGUCCAGCCUCUUUCGGGAGCAGCAGUCCCUGCUGGACUGCAUCCUCCGCUUUGUGGAUUAUAUAGACUUCUUUAAUACCAAAGGCUUAAAGAACGUGCCCACAGCUCCUCCCAAGUUGAAGAGAGCCCGGCCAGCAAGCAUGCCGCCAAAGUCCAAGAAGGCUUUUGGCAUCUGUGGGGAGAGCAUUGGCAGGCCCCCUGUGGGAGAGACAAAACCAGAGGCACGGCAGGGUCAGCUGCAGGGGCACCCACAGGCGCAGCCUUCCCAGGGUGGCAUGCUAGACACUCUGCACCAGAGCUCUGAACUAGCCUACAAGCUGUGCCACAACGAGUGGGAGGUGGUGCAGAACUCCACCCACCUGGUGGACAUGGCCGGCUCCUCGGUGGAUGUGCAGCUGCUUGAAGACUCCCAGCAGGUGAGCAAGGAUGGCUGCAGCUGCAGCUGCUCCUUUCAGCAGUGGUACCACCUGCCGUGCCGGCACAUUUUGGCCCUGCUUCACACCAGCCAGCAGCCCGUGGGGGAAGCCAUGGUGUGCCGCCGGUGGCAGAAGAAGUAUCAGCACCUCCUUGGGCCCAAUGGGGAGCUCCAAGACCAUAGUGUGGUUCCCAACACAGGUCAGCCCGAGAAACAAGGACGCAAUGACAAGAUCCAGGACCUAAGCAGGGAGCUAGCCAACCUACUAAUGCAGGCAGAGGGGCCAGAGCUGGAGGAGCGCUAUUCCACCUUGAGCACGAUUGUGGACAUCUGGGCCGGUCCCUGUCAGUCAUCUGAGUCCCGUCAUCAACCAGGAGACUUUAAGGAUGUGGGUCGCCUCCCUUUUCUCUGGGGAAAGCAAGAGGAAGGGGAGGGACUCCCUUCUGCUGCAGCCAUGAUUCAUAAUUAAAGCAUUCACACUGGCACAUUGGACCACAAACCCCUGCCAUUGAAAUUUGGACAGUUCCGAGUGGGCAGGACUAGUUAGUGGUCAGCACUUUAACCACUGUCUUCCUUAGUAGGGCUAGGAAGAUUAUUUCAACAGGGAGAAGAACCCCACUGUGUGACAGUGCUUUGAAUCUGUACCCUUUCAGCCCUAUUUUUGGCUUUCUUUGGGAGCCUCAUUCAUUGUUCAAGGCCAAAGUAAUCUCCAUGCUGAAAGGUCACCUCUCUUCCUCCCCAAUCUCUGAAAUCGUAUCUUAUUUGACCUAGACAGAUGAACCCCCUGCUCCAGGACAGGGAGAGACAAAAUAGGUCUGCUGUCAGGGACCAAGGGAGGGAGGGAGAUCCUUGCUAUCACUGCUCUUUAUGAAGAUUCUGUUAUUUGUUCUUGUUUUUAUUCAUAUUGAAUAAAGUUUUUUAUUUAAAAAAU
Messenger RNA from Tupaia belangeri chinensis (Chinese tree shrew), 2851 nucleotides. RefSeq names its product zinc finger SWIM-type containing 3 (gene ZSWIM3). The transcript is spliced from 2 exons. Lineage: Eukaryota; Metazoa; Chordata; Mammalia; Scandentia; Tupaiidae. The coding region runs from base 305 to 2389 and encodes 694 amino acids. Gene Ontology annotation, molecular function: zinc ion binding. The record is from RefSeq and is a predicted model, not a curated record.